Molecule: messenger RNA, 1623 nt
Organism: Cucurbitaria berberidis CBS 394.84
Lineage: Eukaryota; Fungi; Ascomycota; Dothideomycetes; Pleosporales; Cucurbitariaceae
Exons: 3
Coding region: 1-1623 (540 amino acids)
Biological process (GO): positive regulation of transcription by RNA polymerase II
Cellular component (GO): nucleus
Molecular function (GO): transcription cis-regulatory region binding; DNA-binding transcription factor activity, RNA polymerase II-specific; zinc ion binding
Source: RefSeq, a predicted model, not a curated record
AUGUCGUCCACCAGCGAAUCUCCUUUGACUACGCCCAACUUUGACACGAAUAUAUUCAGUCCCUCAGAAACACAACCGGAAGAGUGGUCAGAGAAACGAACAGGCUCUAAUGAGAUAAUACCAAAGGUUGAGGAAGCGGAGCUCCAAUUAGCAGACGUGAAGGAAGAGCCGUUGGCAGAAGACGAACCAAUCUCCCCAACAGAACCUGUACGGAUACGACGCGCUCGUGGCCGGCCGCGAAUACAUCCGCCUCGCUCUCCGACCGCGGGGGCCGCGGGGGCCAAAAGAUCGAAGACAGGUUGCACAACAUGUAGAAAACGAAAAAAGAAGUGUGACGAGACUAAGCCUUUUUGUCUGUCGUGUCAGAAGAACAAUAUUCAUUGUGAAGGCUACAAGCCUGUUGAAAUAUGGAAGAGUGGAAAAGAGAGGGCAGCAGAAGCCCGAAAACGCAGCCUAGACAUCAAGUUCGAGCUUCCACCCCUCAUGGAAGGCGUCGAAAACGACCUUGAUCGCGAUCUCUUGCAACACUUCGCCAGCAGGGCCAGCGCUGUCCUGACUUUGCACGGAGAGAAAUCAACGAACCCUUUCACUAGAAUAUUGUUGCCGAUGGCUCUACAACAUGAGGGCCUGAUGCACUCUGUGCUGUGCUUAUCAGCGUCGCACAUGUACUCUGUGCAUCCGUCACAAGAGUAUGAAGACAGACAAGCCUUCCAUCGAGGCAAAGCGCUACAACUGCUCAAGCACGAUCUCGAACGGCAAAAGGCUGGGGAAGGCGGCGUUAUGGUCUAUGAGGACUCUAACGUUGCCCAGAUCUUGAUACAUCUUCUUCAUUCCAUCUGCGAUGGCAACACGUCCGGCGAGUAUAGAAUGCACAUGAUUGCUGCCAAGCAGAUUGCGAUGAACCAAAAGUCCGCCAACCCGGAGUUUCAGUCGCUCUUCGACGAGUUCUUCUACUAUCACUGGAUCGCAAGUCAAAUCACGUCCCUUGAUGGCGCUGAAGUGCCUAUGAUGGACAACUUCAAUCUUCCCUUCGAAAUAAAUCCAGAGACAGCUGCACUGAUUGGUGUAUCGGACGGCCUGUUCGGUUUCAUUUCCAAGACCAGCAACCUACGACGAAGGCUUCGUACGCGAAUAGACAACAAGCAAGAGCCGACCAUGGACUACGAGGCUCUGCUUGCUGCCCACGCUAUCGACACUGGCUUGCGCGGGUGGGUAUGUCCACAGGAACCCGGAUCACCUCGCUACACAAUCUCCAUGCUAUAUCGCCAAGCAACGUGGGUGUAUCUAUAUCGCACGACGAAGGAUUCCCAACCUCAUCCUUUCAUUAAAAGCGCCGUUGAUGCGGGCAUACGCUACAUCAACGAGCUACCUGCAGAAGGCUGGAUUCAGAGCAAUGUUCUACUUCCCUUGUUUCUCAUCGGUUGCGCAGCGUUCGAAGAGGAGCAACGUGUCGAGAUCAACAGAGCAUUCAAUGGCCUGAUGGCCUGCACUGGGCUAGGCAACAUUGGGUUUGCAAAAGAGGUGGUCGACGAGAUUUGGAUGCUCAUGGAUGCUGGGGAUCCAGAGUCAUGGGAUUGGGAGAAAAGGGUAUACGCCCGAGGUUGGGAUUUCUUGGUAACGUGA